Aedes aegypti (yellow fever mosquito) is the source of this 5876-nucleotide messenger RNA. RefSeq names its product kinesin heavy chain (gene Khc). Gene Ontology annotation, molecular function: microtubule binding; ATP binding; microtubule motor activity. The transcript has 9 exons. The record is from RefSeq and is a predicted model, not a curated record. Lineage: Eukaryota; Metazoa; Arthropoda; Insecta; Diptera; Culicidae. Gene Ontology annotation, biological process: microtubule-based movement; mitotic spindle organization. Bases 1254 to 4199 code for a protein of 981 amino acids.
UUUCGAGAGACCGAACGGUGCAGUCGUCGGUCGCCGUGUGGAACAGACGAAAAUAACGGGAGCAGUAGUUGUUGUUGGCUGGCUGCCCCGCCGCCUUCCCCUUUGUCUGUCUGUCCGCCCCCGCGCCAUCAAGAGAAAGAGAGUGAGAACACAAUCGUGUUCGGUGAGUGGUGAGUCAAACAAAAAGAGAUAACGUCACGCAACGCAAGCAAAGAGAGCGAGAACCGAAAAAGUAGUGCAAAAGAAGCCAUUUUUCACCAUCAUCGCUCUGCGGUAGCAGCAAAAAGCAGUGACCGAAAGUUUCGAUCGGGUGAAAAUUUAGAAAACUGCGGUGAAAAUGUCCAAUUUGGUGUGGAAAUUUAGUGUAAAGUGCUAAACGGGAUGCCGCAGUGGUGAUCGAGUGUAAAAUUGAAGAAGUUCCGGAUUUCCUCGGUUUUUUCUUUGCGUUUCCGUCUCCGGUGGUCAUGUUGAAAAUUUUUUAGUUCAUUUUUUUUCCAUCCUUCACACUUGGUUGGUUUACGGUGCUGGAACAACGAAGGUCUAGAAGCGGAAAUCGACCUGAAGAAGCAGGUCCGGAGGCCGUCGGAAAAGAAGAGUGAGGUGCGCUGAAGGUAUGAUGACGAAGACAGCGGUCGGAAGCCAAAGCUAGUGGAAAAAUUAGAUCGAUAUUUUCCUCCAUCCAUCCGAUCCGGAGGUUAUUUUGUUGGGGAGGACAUUAUUCUAUUUUUUUUUUGGAUUAUCAUCCGUCAUCUGAGAAGGUGUGCCGUGGCGGACUCGGGUCCCGUUUCGGGCUGACGAAAAAACGAAGAAAAAGUGCAAUUUUUUGACGGUUCAACGGCACUUGAAUCCGCACACGAUUGUGUGUGGAGAAAAAAAAACACAACGAGGAGCACCACAACGCAGUCGGCAAGAUAGAUCGGCUGGUGGAAAGUGUUUCUUUAGUGCGAGGAGUGUCCACCAAUUGAUUUCACUCCAGGUUUUAAGUUCGUGUGUUCUUCGUGUUGGAACGUCCACGGAAAGUUUGUUUUACGUUUAGUCAAUUUUGAGGAAAAAAGUGUAUUAUCCACAAAGAAGAAAAAAAAAUCAGACGGAAGAAAGUUUUCUUCUCGAAGUGAGCAAAAGAAGAAAAAGCCUGAGCCUCGUCGGAACAACGGUAUCGACGGUUCUCUCACGAGAGAGUGAGACAUCGGCGAAGCAUCGUAGAAUAGUGACCUGUAUGUGAGAGAGAGCGUGAGCAAAAGAGCCGCAGAAAAAUGUCGGGCGAUCGAGAAAUUCCAGCCGAGGAUAGCAUCAAGGUGGUGUGCCGUUUCCGGCCGCUGAACGAUAGCGAGGAACGGGCCGGAUCGAAGUUCAUCGUUAAGUUUCCCUCGGGCCAGGAGGAGAACUGCAUCUCGAUAGGGGGUAAAGUGUACCUCUUCGACAAAGUCUUCAAACCGAACGCCACACAGGAAAAGGUCUACAAUGAGGCGGCCAAGUCGAUCGUCAGCGACGUGCUGGCCGGUUACAACGGCACGAUCUUCGCCUACGGUCAGACUUCGUCCGGUAAGACGCACACGAUGGAGGGUGUGAUCGGCGACCCGGGCAAGCAGGGUAUCAUUCCACGUAUCGUCAACGACAUCUUCAACCACAUCUACAGCAUGGAGGUGAAUCUGGAGUUCCACAUCAAGGUUUCCUACUACGAGAUCUACAUGGACAAGAUCCGGGAUCUGCUGGACGUGUCCAAGGUGAACCUGAGCGUGCACGAGGACAAAAACCGAGUGCCGUACGUCAAGGGCGCCACGGAACGGUUCGUGUCCAGUCCGGAGGAUGUGUUCGAGGUCAUCGAGGAGGGUAAAUCCAAUCGACACAUAGCGGUGACGAACAUGAACGAACACUCGUCCCGAUCCCACUCGGUGUUCCUCAUCAACGUGAAGCAGGAAAAUCUCGAAAAUCAGAAGAAACUUUCCGGCAAGCUGUACUUGGUCGAUUUGGCCGGUUCGGAGAAGGUCUCGAAAACCGGCGCCGAGGGAACGGUGCUAGAUGAGGCGAAAAACAUCAACAAAUCCCUGUCGGCGCUCGGUAAUGUGAUAUCGGCCCUGGCCGACGGCAACAAAACCCACAUCCCCUAUCGUGACUCGAAGCUGACGCGUAUCCUGCAGGAGUCGCUCGGUGGUAAUGCACGCACCACCAUCGUCAUCUGCUGUUCGCCGGCCAGCUUCAACGAGGCGGAAACCAAAUCGACGCUGGACUUUGGACGAAGAGCCAAGACAGUGAAGAACGUAGUCUGCGUGAACGAAGAACUGACGGCUGAAGAGUGGAAGCGACGAUACGAGCGGGAAAAGGAAAAGAAUGGCCGACUCAAGGGUAAGGUGGAGAAGUUGGAGGCUGAGUUGGCGAGAUGGCGAGCAGGCGAAACCGUUAACGUCGAGGAGCAGCUGGAUCUACAGGACGUCAUGGAAGCCAGCACGCCAAACGUGGAAGUCCUGUUGGAGAAGCCUCCAGAUCUACCGGUCCCUGCAACACCAAGCGGCCUAGCCAUGGUGGGUUCGAUUUCGGCGGACGAGCGAACGGCCCUGGAGCAGGAACGGGAACGCUUGUACCAGCAGCUGGAUGACAAGGAUGAGGAAAUCAACCAGCAAUCGCAGUACGUUGAGAAGCUGAAGGAACAAAUCAUGGACCAGGAAGAGCUCAUCGCCAACACCAGGAGGGACUACGAGAACCUUCAGGCGGAGAUGACUCGCAUCCAGCAGGAGAAUGAAAGCGCAAAGGAAGAGGUCAAGGAAGUUCUCCAGGCGCUCGAGGAACUUGCAGUCAACUACGACCAAAAAUCACACGAAAUCGAAUCAAAGAACAAGGAAAUCGAUUCCGUGAACGAUGAACUGCUACAGAAGCAGACCUCGCUCAACAGUGCACAGUCGGAACUGCAGCAACUGAAGGACAUGUCUGCGCACCAGAAGAAGCGAAUCAAUGAAAUGCUGAGCAACUUGCUGCGGGAUCUCUCCGAAGUCGGACAAGCUCUGGCUGCCGACCAGAACGAAAUGAAGCUGAAUGUGGAAGCAUCGGCUGGAAAACUGGAAGAAGAAUUCACCGUAGCUCGGUUAUACAUCAGCAAGAUGAAGUCCGAAGCGAAGAACGUUUCCCAGCGGUGUGCAAACCUGGAGAAUCUGCAGCAGGAAGCCAACAAGAAGGUGGGCGACUACGAGAAGGAUUUGAGCGAGUGCCGGCUGCUGAUUUCUCAGCACGAGGCUCGCAUGAAGUCCCUCCAGGAGUCGAUGCGGGAAGCGGAGAACAAGAAGCGUACCCUGGAGGAAAAUGUGGACGCCCUGCGGGAAGAAUGCGCCAAGUUGAAGGCCGCCGAGCAGGUGUCGGCAGUGAAUGCCGAAGAGAAACAGAAGGCUGACCAGCUGAAGGCUGCGUUCGAGAACCAGAUGGACCAACUGCGGGAUGCCCACACGAAACAGGUGGCCACACUUCGUGAUGAGAUUUCCGAAAAGCAGGAAUUCAUCAACGAGUUGAAGGAGUUAGUAUUUUUUACCAACCAGAAGCUAUCGCUUGCCCACCAGCAGAUGACGGCCGACUACGAGAAGCUGCGCCAGGAGGAAGCCGAAAAGUCCGCCAAACUGCAGGAACUAAUGCUUACAAACGAGCGACGAGAGCAGGCUCGUAAGGAUCUCAAGGGACUGGAGGACACCGUCGCCAAGGAGCUUCACACUCUGCAUGCUCUGCGGAAGCUCUUCGUGCAGGACCUUCAGGCCCGCAUCAAGAAGUCCAUCAACUCGGAGGAAACCGAGGACGACGGUGGCUCCCUAGCCCAGAAGCAGAAGAUCUCCUUCCUCGAGAACAACCUGGAACAGCUGACCAAGGUGCACAAGCAGCUGGUGCGGGACAAUGCCGAUCUGCGCUGUGAAUUGCCCAAGCUGGAGAAACGUCUGAGGACAACGAUGGAGCGGGUCAAGGCCCUGGAGACGGCCUUGAAGGAGGCCAAGGAAGGUGCAAUGCGCGAUCGCAAGCGUUACCAGUACGAGGUGGAUCGCAUCAAAGAGGCCGUGCGCCAGAAGAAUCUGGCCCGACGGGGACCGCAGGCCCAAAUCGCGAAACCGAUCCGUGCCGGUCAGGGACACAUUCUGUUCAAGACGGCUACCUCCGGCAGUUCACCGGUGACGCCGAAGGCGGUGACGGACGACAAGAGGAAAUCCAUUGUGAAAGAAUCCGACAGUUGAAUCGACUAAGCGCAACACCAACAUGCGCGGCUUAGCAAAACGCAACUCUCCAAGAGAAUUCAGAAACUGCUACCGUUUUAGCGCUAAAUUUCCACGCUGCAAUUAUUACUGUAAUAUCUACAUUAUGGAUAUUUAAAAAAAAAACUUAUACAACUAGUACUACAACUACGGCAAACAGCAAACUACAGCAACUACUACAGUGACGACGGAAACGUGUGUAUCUCGUGGUCCUCCUCGCGCCCUUUACAAUGCCACUUGUAGACGACGGUGGAUGGAGAAGAUGACGAAGGUACUAUUAUUAUUUCAGCAAAGCCAGAUUGAGCAUGAAAAAGUUUUACCGCCAGCAGAGGCAACACAAUUUACAACAACAGAUGAUCUACUCAUAAAACAACAAAACUAUUUUUUGUCCUAGAUGUUAAGCACCAAAUAAAAUUAUGAAUAAAAUCCAGUUUAGAAGGAAAAGAAAAAUUACCCGACCGGACAACAGGUUUUGGCAUAAAUAAAAAUUUGACGAAAUGAAUUUGGAAAUUUGGCGUGAUAUAAACGUUUGAUGGGAAAAACAAUAGAUGAUUGUAACAAUAUACUGUGAAAUGGCAUAGCAUGCGCAGUUUGCUGGACUUAGAUGUGAACAACUCUAACAUUACUGACCGGAAUGCAGCAAAAGCUAAUAAAACAAUGAAGAACAAUGUUUAUUCUCUUAACCAACCAAUCGCUUAGAGGUCAAGUCAGCAGAAGUAUAUAACCUUGGCUAUCUUUGUGCUAAAAUGCUCUGAAACUACAAAACCGCAACAGCUGGCACCAGUAACAACACACGCUAUUUAUUAAAUUAUUGCUUAUUUUUAACAACACACACAAAACGAAUAGAAAUCAAUCAAGGUUAAUAUAUAAAAGAAGGGACUAUUAAAAACAUCCACCAUGCACUCAAAUAUAGGCUACAUACAAAAAUGAAAUUGUCGCGCGAAUAGCAAUAGGCAGCGAACGGAAAUUCCCUUUCUUGAAAGUCAAACAGCAGCAGUUUUGUUCCGUUCGGUUUCGUACGUAUUUAGUUGGGUUUCGGGAAACGAGUGAUUUUCUUUUAGUUUAAUUUUAUGUUUGCACGUGUAAUCAAAAAACGAGUUUCUGUUCCUUUUUAGGUAAAAUUUUCAAGUAUUGUGAAUGAUUUACAAGCAAAGCAUCAGUUGAUUGAGCAAAAGUUUUCCCAAAGUUAUUUUAGAAAUCACAGAAAACAAUAAAUUCAUCAUUUAUGACAACCGCACUUUUACUCACGAUCCUAUCAUUUUCUUUGUUUCGAUUUUGCAAAGCUAUCAUACCACAUUAUAGGAUAUUUUUUUUUUACAAUCAAUCAUGCCGCGCGUAACGAUAGGAAUAAUACUAUUAAAACAAAUCAGCUUCAAACCAGCUUUGAUUCAACGUUUCUCGCGGCGUCAUCGUUGCAAUAUACUAUGGCUUAAGAAAUCAGGAUUCAAAAACAAACAAAAAAACGUUUAAAAGGCUGUUCCCAUGAAGAACGUGUUGCUGGAUUUCUUUGUGAUUUUAGAACUACGAUCAGACGGAGUGGCUCGCAUGCUCGCAGAGUGCUCACUCUCUUGGAAGAUUUGAUCUAUCUGUAGAAUCUGCCGGCAACAUACACCUAAUAUUUAAAAAGAAAAAAAUAUAGAAGAGAAGCUACAACAAAAA